ACGCGUUUAAAUUCCCUAGCUGUUCCCUUCAGAAAUGAAAAACAAAUGUGGAAUCUCACUAAACAUGUCGAAUGAAUGAUUCAACAAAAAGUGAAAAUUUGAAAUGAAUUCCAGAUAAGGUUGAGCCUUCUUCACCAAAAUUUGUGCAAAUAGUGUUUUUUUCUGUUUGCUCUGUAACAAAUGGCAAUUAUGGUAUCACCACCAUUGUCAUGUCAAAACAGUUGGUCGGAACAAAGAACCUUAUUUUAAUUCGUCAAAUGGCUUUUUAUCAAUAAUGGUCCAUUCUAAGAACAAUAUUAAACGCAAUUAGUUGCCCAUUCCAUCGUUGAAGAAUGUCAGGACGAGACAAAGCUGCUAGAAACGAUGACGAGCACAGUGUUGAGACACUUGCUGAAGUAUUUCGCUGUUUCAUAUGUAUGGAAAAGCUUCGAGAUGCUCAUUUGUGUCCUCACUGUUCCAAACUAUGCUGUUAUGUGUGUAUCCGGCGUUGGCUAACAGAACAGAGAUCUCAAUGCCCACACUGUAGAGCAACCCUUCAUCUUCAUGAACUAGUCAACUGUCGAUGGGUUGAAGAGGUUACUCAACAGUUAGACACCUUACAGGCUGCAGGGUUUACAACUACUAGGGCCGCUGACAAUGAAAGGGACAAGUGUGAAACACAUCAAGAAAAAUUGUCUGUGUUCUGUUGGACAUGUCGCUGUUGUAUUUGCCAUCAAUGUGCUCUUUGGGGUGGGACACACUCUGGACAUAUGUUCAAGCCUUUGGAGGAAGUUUAUGAACAGCACAUGAUGCAAAUCAAAGUAGAAGUUGCAAGACUUCGUCGUCGGUUGAUGGAACUAAUAAGUCUGGUCCAAGAAGUGGAAAGAAACGUGGAGUCUGUUCGAGCUGCUAAGGAUGAGCGUGUCCGGGAAAUAAGAAAUGCUGUAGAACUUAUGAUUGCUCGACUGGAUUCUCAGCUGAAGGCCAAGUUAUUGACUUUAAUGGGACAAAAAACUUCAUUAACUCAAGAAACUGAACAACUAGAAGCCCUUUUACUUGAAGUUGAACAUCAGUUACAUAGUUGCACUCGAUCAGAAUUGAUUUCUAAGAGUAGAGAUAUGUCAGGGAUGAUUCAUCAGGUGCGGAAAAAGCCAAUGGCGAGUUUUGUCACUGCACCCGUACCUGCUGAUUUUCAAAGUGAAAUUGUCCCUGGAUAUGACAGUAGUACAUUUGUUCUUCAAAACUUCACACAAAUGCAGCAUCAAGCUGAUCCAGUUUAUUCUGCUCCUUUGCAUGUGAAUGGAUUGUGCUGGCGAUUAAAGGUCUACCCAGAUGGCAAUGGCAUUGUUAGAGGAAAUUAUUUGUCAGUUUUCCUUGAACUUAGUGCUGGUCUUCCAGAGACAUCCAAAUAUGAAUAUCGAGUUGAAAUGAUACAUCAGGGCUCAAGGGAUGCUAGUAAAAAUAUUGUCCGGGAGUUUGCCUCUGAUUUUGAGAUCGGAGAAUGUUGGGGCUACAAUCGUUUUUUCCGUCUUGAUCUGCUCGCCAGUGAAGGUUACUUGAAUACUGAAAAUGAUUCACUGAUUUUAAGGUUUCAAGUUCGGCCACCCACAUUUUUUCAGCGAUGCAGAGACCAGCAGUGGUAUAUUAAUCAAAUGAUCACAGUUCAGAAUCAGUAUAUGGCUCAGAUAAAUGAACUGAAAGAGCGCUUGAGUAUUGAAAUUGCUCGAAACAAUGCACUAACUGCCGCCCGUGCCUCUUCUGAGGGCUCUCUCAAUGCCAGUGAAAUUGCUGCAAAUUCUGUAGCUGUUGGCCUGCAGACGUCAUCAACCCAUCCGAGUCCUCCUUCAUCUGUUACUGGAAACUCAAAACAAAAUAUCAAACUCCGUGAUGAUAGUACAAACAGUCCAAGGUCAGAUCUGUGGCAAGCAAGCCUUGCAGCAGCACUCUCUACACAGGCAGCACCUGGGCACUCACCAGUGAAGAGUACUUCUAUUAUUGCUGCCCUCACUCUAGCUGAUACAGAAAUUCCAGAUGCCCCUCAGAAGCAAGAUAUCUUGAAAUUCACCAGCAGUAAAGUUACUGAAGCUACAAAAGUCAAACCGGAACAACAGACUGACUCUACAAUUGGUGGGAAACCUUUGUCUGCAUCCCUAUCAUCAUCUAAUUCAAAUGUUGCUGCAAGUGGCAGCCCAGAGAGCAGUGAUACUGAGGAAAUCAGUGAUGGGGAGGAAGCUGCACAGUUGGAUUCAACCCAAUGUCCGGUGGAAGAUAAUUCAAAUGAUGAGAAUGAUGUUGAUGAUGAAACAAUGUCUGGGGAUAAUGAUGUUGAGAUUUCAAUGGCUCAAAGGUUACUAUUUCGUGAACCAGACCAAUCCUUCGGAGCGCGAGCAGCAUCUGACAGCUUAGAAGAUGAGAUCAUGCUUCUUCAUCUUUUUGAAAUGCAGGAUAGAAAUAAUUCCAAUAAUCCACUGCCUGAAAGUUCUUCAUGGAUUCCAAGAUCUGUGUAUUCAUCAGGGUCUUCGAAUGGGUGCCCACAAUUAAUGCCAACAAAUGAUGUUGUAAAUUCAUUGCAUUUGGGUCUUUUGGAUUAUGCAGCAUCAUUAUCAUCUCCAUCCAGAUGCAACAAUAGGACAAAUAAUGCUGAACCGCUGUCAUCAAGUGCAUCUCCUACAGCUAUGCGAAAUGAUAACUCUCUGUUGACCAACGCAACUUCACCUUCCUCCAUUGUAUCAAACAUCCCCUCAUGCAGAGUUGCCAGCAAUGCACCAGGAGGGCCCUCUUGUGGCUCUGCAAGUGGUCCUGCUAGUCUUUCAAGCAUGUAUUGCAACACACCUAGUCAACCUGGAGCUACUCUUCCCCGAUUGGAUUCGGCAGACAAUCGUCCGACAUCGGACGCUCAUUUGACACCUCCAAAAUUAAUGCUUGGGAGCUCCCGUUCUCUUUUAAGACCGCUUCGGCACAGUCAUUCUUCCCGAAGACGUGCUGGUGCACAGCAUUCUCCUGUCACAUCUCCAAGUCAUAGUCACUCUGGCAUUGAAGGAGCAUCUUCAAACUUUGAUGCCUUUGAUCUGUGGCUGGAUUCUCUACGCCUUUCACCUGUGAAAUCUGACGAGUGGAAGCAGUUAAGGGAACUAUCCGAGGCUAGGGAACAAAGUCCCUCCCCUCCAUGCCAGAAUACACAUCAACCCCGCAACCUUUCUUUCUCCUGGAUGGCCUCAUCUCUUCCUCUGUAUUCAUCCCUCAAACCAGCACAAAGAGAUGUAACACAGGAGGGAGACAAAGAUACACUGGACCAGCCUGAAAAAGAUGACAGUUCUCCAGAAGAUAGACCGCCAAGUGCAUCUCCUUAGUUCUAAAUAUUGCUGCUGAUGUCUCUUCACAUCUCUAACCUUUCAAUGCAAUUUUUUAAGUUCUGUAAAUUAAUACUCAAUAAUUGUUGCUUCAAAGACAAUGGAUCCUACAUUAAGUUUGUAGAUUUAUUUUAUUUUGCACAUUUGGUGGGUAAAAUUAAUGUAAUGUAACAGAUAACAGUAUUCUUUCAUGACAGUUUAGUUCAUAGUCAUAGUAUUCAAUUGUUUUUAAUUUUUGAGGUCAAUUUUGACUGAAAGUCAGAGACUUUAUGCAUUCAUUAUUGUCAGUUUCUUUUAGGUGUUUGGAUCAUUAAAGGACAUAACUACCAUAAGCACGGUAUUGAGGAAUGGGGAACAUUGUAUUCUCAUAGCCUAUUUCUCACACAAGACUUCAUUUAUAACUGAGGAGUUGAUAGUUUGCCUCCUAUUUCAAUGAUUUUUCUCAGACAUUAGUAUGAUAUUUUCAGUUAAUUGGCUUGCCUGGAUCUGCAAAAUGAGAUGCAGGUACACUGACAUAUUCCUUUUUUCUUGUGAUAUAUUUGUUGGGAGGUGUGAUCAUAUUUAUUGAUAAACUAUAUCAAGACUAGGGUUUUCAUGUGAUCAUUCCUAUGCAUUUAAAUGCAAUACCACUUCUUUACUUAGGAUACUUGUAAGAGCAAAAGCUUGUUAUUGUAUUUACGUUGAUGGUUAAUGUUUCGUUGACAAGUGGUUGUACUUCCUUUUUACACGUCAGUUAAAUAAAUAUGAUAUUAAUAA
This is a messenger RNA of Frankliniella occidentalis (western flower thrips), 4085 nucleotides long. RefSeq names its product E3 ubiquitin-protein ligase TRIM37. The transcript is spliced from 19 exons. Gene Ontology annotation, cellular component: aggresome; peroxisome. NCBI's taxonomy places the organism in Eukaryota, Metazoa, Arthropoda, Insecta, Thysanoptera, Thripidae. The record is from RefSeq and is a predicted model, not a curated record. Gene Ontology annotation, biological process: protein autoubiquitination; negative regulation of centriole replication. Gene Ontology annotation, molecular function: ubiquitin protein ligase binding; tumor necrosis factor receptor binding; ubiquitin protein ligase activity. Bases 333 to 3329 code for a protein of 998 amino acids.